This is a messenger RNA of Chelmon rostratus (copperband butterflyfish), 2488 nucleotides long. It is a transcript of the gene pa2g4a, whose product is annotated as proliferation-associated 2G4, a. The coding region runs from base 93 to 1268 and encodes 391 amino acids. The transcript has 13 exons. NCBI's taxonomy places the organism in Eukaryota, Metazoa, Chordata, Actinopteri, Chaetodontiformes, Chaetodontidae. The record is from RefSeq and is a predicted model, not a curated record.
CAGGGCGCCAGCGUUAGCAGCAGCGGUCAGAGCCGAACUGAACUGCGGGAAACCGUCGCUACGAGCGUCGCGACCGAAACUUCACUGCCAAGAUGUCGGACGAGGAGCAAGAGCAGACCAUAGCCGAGGAUCUGGUGGUCACCAAGUACAAGAUGGGUGGUGACAUCGCCAACCAGGCUCUUCGCCUGGUUGUGGAAACAGCCAAGCCCGGGGUGUCUGUGCUGAGCCUCUGUGAGAAGGGGGACGCCUACAUCAUGGCUGAGACUGGGAAGGUCUUUAAGAAGGAAAAGGAAAUGAAGAAAGGCAUUGCCUUUCCCACCAGCGUCUCAGUCAAUAACUGUGUUUGCCACUUCUCUCCCCUGAAGAGUGACCCCGACUACACACUUAAAGAUGGGGAUCUGGUCAAAAUCGAUCUAGGGGUCCAUGUUGACGGCUUCAUUGCCAAUGUUGCUCACAGCUUUGUGGUGGGAGCCAGUAAGGAGAACCCCAUCACAGGCCGGAAAGCUGAUGUAAUCAAAGCGGCUCAUUUGUGUGCAGAAGCAGCUCUUCGCCUUGUUAAACCUGGUAACCAGAACACUCAAGUGACAGAAGCCUGGAACAAGAUUGCUCAGUCAUUCAAGUGCUCACCAAUCGAGGGUAUGCUGUCUCAUCAGCUAAAGCAACAUGUCAUAGAUGGAGAGAAGACCAUCAUCCAGAACCCAACAGACCAGCAAAGGAAGGACCAUGAGAAGGCAGAGUUUGAGGUACAUGAAGUCUAUGCUGUGGACGUCUUGAUUAGCACCGGAGAAGGGAAGGCCAGAGAUGGUGGUCUAAGGACCACCAUUUACAAGAGGGACCCCAGUAAGCAGUAUGGCUUGAAGAUGAAAACAUCCCGUACGUUCUUCAGUGAAGUGGAGCGACGCUUUGAUGCCAUGCCUUUUACUCUUAGGGCCUUUGAGGAUGAGGCCAAAGCCCGUCUGGGCGUGGUGGAGUGUGCCAAACAUGAACUGCUGCAGCCCUUCAGUGUGCUGCACGAGAAGGAGGGAGAGUGUGUAGCUCAGUUUAAGUUCACAGUGCUGCUGAUGGCCAACGGGCCUCACAGAAUCACCAACGGACCCUUUGAUCCAGAGCUAUACAAGUCAGAGCAUGAAGUCCAGGAUGCAGAACUAAAGACUUUACUACAGAGCUCUGCAAGUCGUAAAACACAGAAGAAAAAGAAAAAGAAGGCCUCAAAGACAGCAGAAAAUGCCACUGGACAGCCAACUGAGGACACAGAAGCCGUAGAAUAAAUAAAUACUGCCUUUCCACACAUGCAAGACCCCAAAGAGAAGCAAGAGAAAAUGUGACAGAUUACCCCCAACUCUGCCCAUUAUACACAUACUAGAGUUGAUUUCACACAAAUUAAACUGAUGAUUUCAUAUAAACUUUGGGAUUAAAUGAAUAGAUCCAACAUGGAUGUUUAACCCUUUACUGCAUUAAUUGAAAGUGCCAUAGGCAGAGUCGUGCUUUUUCUUCCCUAACUUCAGAAGGAAAUGAAGAAUAUUUGCAAAUCGUUUUACGUCUUUGAAAAAAAACUUGUUGCCAAAUGGUCUGACUGGUGCCUGUUGCUUAGAAUUUAAGAACCUUUUAGUCCUUUCUAUGCGCAGCUGAAAAUUUGUAGACAGCUGAAAACUGAAGCUUUCAGUGGCCAUUAAUGCGGAUGGAUCAAUCUAUGUUUGACAUCCAGCUGCAGGUGAAGGAUUAUUGGAUGACAACACAAACCUGUAACAUAAUCAUAAACUCUCUUUUCUCAAAGGCAUCGUGUAUCUGAGGCCAUCGUGGAUUCUCUGCUUGCUGUAAUGGGAUGGUUCGACUAAAUUGUCCAGUUACCUAAACUUGUUUAUAUGUAAACAAAAAUGUAUAGUAAAAACAAAUAUCCUGAUAUUGUAUUGAAAGGUUAACAAGCACUUGCAUGCAGUAAAGGGUUAAAUUGUCCGGUAUAAUUUGCCUCACUCAUGAAAUGACCAACUAAAAAAUGUAACACAAUUGAUAGAUGGCAUCAGAGGUUUCUGCUUAUGCAGUCAUGAAGGUCUGAUCAUGUUUUGGAUAUAACGUUUUAACCACACUGGAUUUUUUUAAAAGCAAUAACCUGAGCAGAAGACUGGAAUAUUUUUAAGUAUACAAGCAAAAAACAGUUGUAAUCAGCUUGACUUUAGGGAACAAAACUGCCACAUUUACUGCCAUUCCCCUUGAAUUUUAUGGAAAGAUAGAAAUCUAUGCGUUCCAAUUUUGAAAAACUUUUCUAUUAGUGACACCUGUUACUUGCUUUACUACGUCAUUAGUCUUGUGAAGCAUGAAAACAAGCUGAUAAAGGUCUUCUGGGCUUCUUUAGUAGAGUUGAACCAGUAAGAUCAUUUCAGGUCUGAGUUUCACCUUGAGGUAUGGGACAGUGUUGAGAAAAGUAAAACUCUGCUUUGUAGCUCCGUCAGUGGGCAAUUGAACUUUACACCUAAAGAAAUAAAAGCAUUUU